AUGUCCAGUUUCGCUACCCCGCAACUCCACUGGAUAAUCCUCAACCGCCACGUCACAGGGAAGGACGCCUGCGGCAUGCUCUUUGUCGGGUUUGGCUGCGAGACCGACAACCCCGAGCGCGUGUGGGAGGUUUCGCUUCCCGACACACCGAAACCACCUGUGCAACCCCCGACCCUGCCGCAGCCCGAUGCGCCGGUGAUGAAGGUCCUGCACUUGGCCGACACGCACUUCGACCCCUUCUACAAGCCCGGGAGCAACGCGGAGUGCGACGACGUCUACUACUGCUGCAGGGAGGAGAGUGGACCUCCCGAGCGCCCUGAGGCCGCGGCCGGGCAGUGGGGCGACUACCGCUUCUGCGACGCCCCCAAGUGGCUCCUGCAGGCGCUGUACUCGCACAUCGCGGACACGCACCAGGACAUCGACUUCAUCGUGUGGACGGGCGACCUGAUCCCGCACAACCUGUGGAACACAUCCCGCGAGGGCAACCUCGACGUGGCUCGCCAGGCCAUCCAGAUGGUCAAGGACAGCUUCCCGGGGAUUCCUGUGUUCCCGGCCGUCGGCAACCACGAGUCCCACCCCGUGAACGCCUUCCCUCAACCGUACAUCGAUAACGAAUUCGACAUCUCUUGGCUGUACGACGAGAUCUCGGCGCUGUGGGCGACGUGGCUGCCGGGGGACGUCGCCGCCAGCGUCACCUACUCCGCCUUCUACUCCACGCUCAUCAAGCCGGGGCUCAGGAUCCUCUCAAUCAACACCAAUUAUUGCUACAGCUUCAACUGGUGGAUUGUGUACGACGAUGUGGACCCAGCCUCGGAGCUCGAGUGGAUGGCACAGGAGCUGCAGAAGGCGGAGGACGCCGGGGAGAAGGUCUACAUCAUGAGCCACAUCCCGCCCGGCCACGAUGACUGCUCCAAAACGUGGAGCCACCAGUACAACAGGAUCGUUCACAGGUACGAGUCGACGAUCGCUGGCCUGUUCUACGGCCACACGCACAAGGACCACUACAUGAUGUUCUACGACCCCGACGAGCCCGAGCGAGCCUACCACGUGGGCUACGUGGCGCAGAGCCAGACGCCCUACCACAAGCUGAACCCGGGCUACAAGAUCUACACCGUGGACGGCGACUACCAGGGCUCCUCCUACAGAGUCUUGGACCACGAGAACUGGAUUCUGGACUUGGAUGAGGUGAACGAAAGUAACGAACCGCGAAUGUACUUGCUAUACACAGCUAUGGAGGCUUACGGACUGAGCGACCUCACCCCAACGUCCUGGUCCGGGCACCUGCACCAGAUGAGUGAGGCCAACAGCACGCUCUUCGAAGACUUCUUCAGGUACUACACGAAGGAUGCGCGCCCUUACCGCCAGGAGGGGUGCGACGAAGAAUGCAAGCAAACGCUCCUGUGCCGCGUGGCCGUGUCCGACACUUCCGACAAGAGCCACUGCGACCACCUCAGGACGCUCUAGACAAGCGACCACCGGCGGGGGCGCUUAGGGGCUCCGAUCUGUUGCUGGGUUACAGGUUUUAUAGAAAUUACAUGUUCUUGUCACCUUU
Messenger RNA from Penaeus vannamei (Pacific white shrimp), 1552 nucleotides. NCBI's taxonomy places the organism in Eukaryota, Metazoa, Arthropoda, Malacostraca, Decapoda, Penaeidae. The record is from RefSeq and is a predicted model, not a curated record.